Drosophila persimilis is the source of this 1433-nucleotide messenger RNA. Its product is annotated as flocculation protein FLO11. The record is from RefSeq and is a predicted model, not a curated record. Lineage: Eukaryota; Metazoa; Arthropoda; Insecta; Diptera; Drosophilidae. The transcript has 2 exons. Bases 29 to 1432 code for a protein of 467 amino acids.
AAUCCCAUCCGAUAGGUGAGAUCCGAAGAUGGUUAGUCACCCGCACGAGUGGAUGCUGUGGCUAGUGGCCCUCAGUGGCUGUCACCUGAUCAGCGCCCAGCAGCUGCAGGGGCCGCCGCCCCGUCCCCGGGGACGUAUACGCAUUUCGGAUAUGCAAGCACAGAUUCCUGGUCCAGACCCGAUUCUACGAAGUUGGGCCAACGUGGGCGCAGUGCCGGUCAGCUCCACGGUGCACACCCACAUUCCGCUGCUGCGAGAGGAGAGCGCCAGGCCAGCCACGCCCAGGCAGGAGUCGUCGGUGGUGUACGGCAACUGGAAGCCGGAGCAUCCGGAGAACCCCUACGAGGCGGACACGGAGCAACAGCCCAAGGAGCGGGUCUACGGGCGGUUGGAGGCCAUGCUGAUGGGAAUGCCAGCUGAAGGCAUUGAUGCGCAGCCAUCCAGAUCCAGCGAGGAACAGCAGGCUCCCAUCGCUCCUGGAGGCUAUCAGAGUCCAGGCUUUGCGCGUCCCGCCAGCUUUGAGCGAUCGCCGGAGAAGCACGGACGUCGGCGCAUAAGCUCCCAGCAGGCGCCGCACCAAUUCGAAGUGGUACAGUUGAAUGCCACCGAUCCUCUACUUAGGGCCAUGGCCAAGCAAAUCAAUGAAUCUGUGGAGACGACAACGGCGGCCCGUCGACCAUCUCAAUCCACCACGGACGACAGCUGGAUGCCUUUGCCGUAUCCCUAUCCCUAUGACACUACAGUGCCGGCUCCAUCUUCAACCAGCUCCUCGAGUUCAAGCCUGCCGCAGUCAUCCAUGGUGCACCCUCCGGCGCCCACGCAAGCCACGAGGUCAACAACGAUCUCGCUCAACUGGCCCACGGAUUUUAUCGACAGCUCCUCGAACACCGCGAGCACUGAACCCGAACGCGUGGAUAGGAAUCUCAGCAUGAACAUUGACAGGCGCGACGAUAGCGUUGGGGAUUCUGUGGAUGACUACAAGUACUACGAGGACUCGCUCAACUCCGCCCAGAUGCACAGCGAGCUGAGUGUGCCGGAGACGCUGGUGCCGCAGCGGCCGCUCAAUAUCACCCGCGUCGGGAUACCCUACGAGGAGCGGAACGCGGCCGAGGAGCCUACCAUAUGCGUGCCCCUAACCGUCACAGAGACAUCUCUGGCCUCGGACAGUGCCACGCCUCUGGUGUUGGAGGUUGAGCGUGUCUACUGCUUUCCCCUGCCUAAAGUGGAGGUCCGUCCGGGCAGCGUCAUACGCCAACAGGUGGAACAGAUCACAAGGUCGAGUCGGGGAGAAGUCCCCGAAAUGGACAUGGAACCAACGGAGCAGCCAAUGCCAACCGAGGUGACAGCCGGGGCCAGCCAGACAACCAGCACACUCGCUGCGACGCUAUUCCUCCUCAUCGGCUACUGUACCUGGCCAAGGAUUUUGAUUUAGA